AUGUCCCCAACUUUCGAUACGUUUAAAAUAAGCGAUUAUAUUCAACCGGACUUAAAGCAGCAAGUUAAAUAUUUCCACGUUUUUGACGACUUAAAAAAUACUCCCAUAAGCGGUAACAUACUAUUCGUGACCACCGAUGACAAGUUGUACGGUUUGGGCGUUAAUAGCGAGGGUCAGCUGGGGUUGGGUCACAACCAGCCCGUCACGAGUCAGCGCGAGAUCCAAGAGCUAUGGGACCGUAGGGUCAGAAACUUUGCAAACGGGUUUAACUUUGUGCUGGCUAUCAAUGAGGACAACCACGUGUUCAGUUGGGGUCGCAAUGCCGAGGGACAGUUAGGUCGAGCGGUCACUGAAGUACUUUUCAUGAGACCACAAAACAUCGCUUGCGGUUACUAUCACUCGCUGGCGCUCACCACCGAUGGACAGGUAUAUGGUUGGGGCGGCAAUAGCAUGGGUCAGGUAGGUUGGGGUAAUAAUGGUAACAAUCACUUGGGAUACAAUACGGGUGGUGAACACCACGUGGUUAGUCCGCGAUUGAUAUCGACGUUAAGCGAUGUGGCAAUAGUAACAGGGUCAGGUUUCAAGACAUUUUUCCUGACAAACACCGGUGAACUGUAUGUGUGCGGAAAGGUAUCCCAGGAGGUGAUCGACACGCCGCGACAGUUGGCGGUAAAUGUGCAGUGUUUGAGCAUGGACAAUCACUACAAGGAUGUGGUGGCUAUUCGUAAAAAUGAUAGUAUCUAUCAAAUACUACCGGAUAAUCAGAUUUUACUUCGCGAUGGUUACCGGGAUAUCGAGGAUUUUUACGCGAAAUUACUGCAAAUAACGUAUAAUAACACGUAUUUACUGCCACUUAAUACAGACAAUAGUAGUCAUCGAGAGUCGGAUACGUCUAGUGACGAGUCGAUUGAAGUGAUCCAGAGAUCACAUGUUAAGUCAAAAUCAAAUACAAUGUCCAGAAGUAGUGACCACUCGUCCACAAGUAGUGUUUCCACAAAAAGCGGGAACUCAUUACCAGAGAGUAAUAGUUAUGCGAUUUUAUUCAAAAACCCGUUUCCACAAAAAGCGGGAACUCAUUACCAGAGAAUUUCACUGAAACUCAAAAACAAAAAGCUUUUAGAGAAAUGA
Oppiella nova is the source of this 1128-nucleotide messenger RNA. NCBI's taxonomy places the organism in Eukaryota, Metazoa, Arthropoda, Arachnida, Sarcoptiformes, Oppiidae. The record is from the annotation of a GenBank genome assembly.